Peromyscus maniculatus bairdii (prairie deer mouse) is the source of this 3267-nucleotide messenger RNA. RefSeq names its product trafficking protein particle complex subunit 12 (gene Trappc12). NCBI's taxonomy places the organism in Eukaryota, Metazoa, Chordata, Mammalia, Rodentia, Cricetidae. Gene Ontology annotation, molecular function: protein binding. Gene Ontology annotation, cellular component: Golgi apparatus; TRAPP complex. The record is from RefSeq and is a predicted model, not a curated record.
CCCGAACGGAGCAUAUGCGGAAGUCGGGCUUUACGAGCCGGCCCGCGCAGGCGCAUAAGCCCGUGGGAACUUGGAUUUUGAGUCGGUUUCAGGUCUUCAGUCAUCUCUUCGGACCCUUUUCAGCCGUGGGUGAUCCGCCCCCCGGGGGCGGGUGGCAGACAACAUGGAAGAAGCUAAUGGUGGUGAACAGAGCCCAGGUGAGGCAUCUUCUCCAGCCCAGGCGGGGCCUGAAAAUAUCCCCGAGCCAGUGUCUGGGGAGGAGGGCCAGCUGCUGUAUCACGAGGAGACCAUCGACCUUGGUGGAGAUGAGUUUGGAUCCGAAGAGAAGGAGCCGUCCUCCGAAGACUCCCGCAGCUUCGCAGAUAAGCUCAAUGAGCACAUGAUGGAGAGCGUGCUCAUCUCCGACUCUCCCAACAACAGCGAGGGUGACGUGGGUGACCUCCUCGGCUGUCUGCAGGACGUGGCGGCGGAGCCCCCAGGAGGUGCCACCGAUUGCGGGCUGCCCGCUGCCGCAGACAGAGAAGUGGCGGACACCCUGAGUAAUGAAAGUGAGACCGAUGGAGACGAUACGCCCAGAGACGUUUCAGACAUGACACCUGAUAGCAGAGCAUCUCUGAAAGACGACUCAACGCAGGAAGAUGUGACGGGCAUGCCCGCGCUGGAGAAUGUGGGCGCGGGGGACGUGGGGCCCAGGGAUGGCCAAGCCCACCCAGAAGAACGGACCUCAGAAGUGUCCUCCAGCCAGUCCUCCUCCAAAGACGAGCCCGUCCCUGUCUGCACCAUCUUCAGCCAGGCCGCCGCGACUCCCGCUCAGCCGCACCUGUUUCUGCAGGAUGGCUUCGAGUCCCAGAUGGUGAAAUCUCCGAGUUUCAGUAGCACCAGUGAGACAUCAGCCAAGACCCCUCCUCCCAUGGUCCAGCCCAGUCCCAGCCUGAGUACAUUUUUUGGAGACACAAUGAGCUCCAAUUCCUUGGCCUCUGACUUCUUUGACUCCUUCACGACUUCCCCUUUCAUUUCAGUCAGUAACCCCAAUGCAGGUUCCCCAGUUCCAGAAAAGCUGUCUUCACUCACUGGCCCUGUGGGAGAAAAGUCGCCAGGUUCCACCAGCCCAUCAUACUCUACAAGGAUGGAGAGAUCGGAAUCGGGUGUCUCCCUGGCACCUCCAGAUGUCCCUGAGUCUCCAAAGCCAUUCUCACAGAUCCAGGCUGUGUUUGCCGGGAGUGACGACCCCUUCGCCACGGCCCUGAGCAUGAGCGAGAUGGACCGGAGGAAUGAUGCGUGGCUUCCCAGCCAGGAGACCAGAGAGGUCCUGAUGAAGGUAGCCACCCAGCAGUAUGGCACUGUGUUCAUAGACAAGGAGAACCUCACCAUGCCUGGCCUCAAGUUUGACAACAUUCAGGGAGAUGCAGUUAAGGACCUGAUGCUUCGCUUCCUGGGUGAGAAGGCUGCAGCGAGGAGACAAGUCUUGACCGCCAGCUCGGUGGAGCAGUCUUUCGUGGGUCUGAAGCAGCUCAUUAGCUGCAGAAACUGGAGGGCAGCGGUCGACCUGUGUGGACGCCUGCUCACAGCCCACGGACAAGGCUACGGCAAGAACGGGCUGCCCACCAGCCACACCACAGACUCCUUGCAGCUCUGGUUUGUGAGGCUGGCACUGCUGGUGAAGCUGGGUCUUUUCCAGAAUGCUGAGAUGGAGUUUGAACCCUUCGGAAAUCUGGACCAGCCAGACCUGUAUUAUGAGUACUACCCGCACGUGUACCCAGGACGCAGAGGCUCCAUGGUCCCAUUUUCGAUGCGCAUUCUGCACGCUGAACUGCAGCAGUAUCUGGGGAACCCACAGGAGUCCCUGGACCGACUACACAGGGUCAAGACCGUCUGCAGCAAGAUCCUGGCCAACUUGGAGCAAGGCUUAGCUGAAGAUGGCGGCCUGAGCAGCGUCACCCAGGAGAGCAGGCAAGCCUCUGUUCAGCUGUGGAGGUCGCGUCUGGGCCGUGUGCUGUAUUCCAUGGCAAACUGCCUGCUCCUGAUGAAGGACUAUGUGCUCGCCGUAGACGCUUACCGUGCAGUUACCAAGUACUACCCGGAGCAGGAGCCACAGCUGCUGAGUGGCAUUGGCCGCAUCCUCCUCCAGAUUGGAGACAUAAAAACAGCUGAAAGAUAUUUUCAAGAUGUCGAGAAAGUAGCACCGAAGUUGGAUGGACUGCAGGGUAAAAUCAUGGUUUUAAUGAACAGAGCCUUUCUGUACCUGGGCCAGAAUAACUUUUCAGAAGCUCACAAGUUCUUCACAGAGAUCUUGAGGAUGGACCCCACAAAUGCAGUGGCCAACAACAAUGCUGCCGUGUGUCUGCUUUACCUGGGCAAGCUCAAGGACUCCCUGCGGCAGCUGGAGGCCAUGGUGCAGCAGGACCCCAAGCACUACCUGCACGAGAGUGUGCUCUUCAACCUGACCACCAUGUAUGAGCUGGAAUCCUCCAGGAGCAUGCAGAAGAAGCAGAGCCUGCUCGAAGCUGUCGCCAGCAAAGAAGGGGACAGCUUCAACACACAGUGCCUCAAGCUGGCCUAGUUCCCACCAGGUCUCUGUACCCUGCAGACACCUGAGCAGCUCAGUAAACACAUCUGACAGUGUGUGGGAGCAUGCCUUGAGCUGGGGCUGCUCUCGGACCACUGCCCUGCCCACUGUGCAGUCGCCACGGCACUGCCUGUUGGUGAAACGCAAGACACUCUGGGUCCCUUUGGUUUGUUCCUGGAAGUUGACCUGCUCACUUUGAACACUCACAGAGAACCAGCAGGUGUAUAAUAUUGCCUCAUCUCACUGCAGGCCUAAACGAUUACAGUUCAUUGUCUUCUUUGCACUACAUCCCAAACCAGAGCAUCACUUGGAUCAUUCAGCUCACCUCUGGCCUGACAGGCCACCCUGGAUGGCCUGGGGAUGGAUUGAAAGCCAUCAGCACACCCAGAACACAGCUGGGACAGGAAGCAUCUCAGGCCAGGUAUAGCAUCCAUGCAUUCCUGUGUGCCUAGAAGUCGGGAUAUGUGCUUAAUGCUUGUGUGCUUUUCCACUUUGAGAAAUGUAAAGAACCUGACAACAGCUUUGGGUACGCAGCUUUCCCAAUUCGUUUAAGGCAGGAUACACAACCUUGGGAUUCGGUAGAACAGCUUGUGCCUCGUGUGCUGAGGGCCUGGGUUCCACCCCAGCUCCAUCAACAAAUGUCUGUGGCACAAAGCAACGCCACAUGUCUGUUCACUGUUGUAAUAAAAUGAAGAGAUAAA